AUAUGAAUUGUUAAAAGAAAAUGGAUAUUUUUCAAUCUGAAAACAAGUGAAGUUCACAGUGCUUUGCAGAAAAUGCGACACAUGGAGGCUUCACUGUCUAAAGCCAAUCGUGCUUUCCCAGACUGUACUUCUAUGGCUUCUAAGUUCCGUGCAAUGAAUCAUAAUGCUGAAGAGCAAGUUCGUUCUCACCGACAACAAGCAACAUAUCUUGUUCAUCUUGCUGCAAGGACCACCCCAAAAGGUCUUCACUGUCUUUCUAUGCAGUUAACUGCUGACUACUUUGCCCUGAGACCUGAGGACCGGAAGCUUCCACAUGAAAAUAAGAUUCAUGAUCCAAAACUUCAUCAUUAUGCUGUCUUCUCUGACAAUGUUCUGGCAUGUGCAGUGGUUGUUAACUCCACUGUCUUCAAUGCUAAGAAACAGGAGAAACUUGUUUUCCAUGUAGUGACCAAUUCACUCAACCUUCCUGCAAUCCGGAUGUGGUUCUUAUUAAACCCUCCUGGCAAAGCCACAGUCCACGUACAAAGCAUAGAGAACUUUGAAUGGUUGCCCAAGUACAACACAUUCAAGGAACACAAUUCCAGUGAUCCAAGAUAUACGUCUGAGUUGAACUACCUACGUUUCUACCUGCCAGAUAUCUUCCCUACUUUAAAUAAGAUUCUGCUCUUUGAUCAUGAUGUGGUAGUGCAAAAAGAUCUCAGUGGACUAUGGAAUGCCAAUAUGAAAGGAAAAGUAAUUGCAGCAGUUGGCACUUGUCAGGAAGGUGAAACUUCAUUUCACAGGAUUCAUGAUCCAAAACUUCAUCAUUAUGCUGUCUUCUCUGACAAUGUUCUGGCAUGUGCAGUGGUUGUUAACUCCACUGUCUUCAAUGCUAAGGGUUCACAUAAGAAACUUCGAUAA
Cajanus cajan (pigeon pea) is the source of this 900-nucleotide messenger RNA. Lineage: Eukaryota; Viridiplantae; Streptophyta; Magnoliopsida; Fabales; Fabaceae. The record is from RefSeq and is a predicted model, not a curated record.